Messenger RNA from Drosophila obscura, 518 nucleotides. RefSeq lists its product as uncharacterized. The transcript has 2 exons. NCBI's taxonomy places the organism in Eukaryota, Metazoa, Arthropoda, Insecta, Diptera, Drosophilidae. The record is from RefSeq and is a predicted model, not a curated record. The coding region runs from base 19 to 351 and encodes 110 amino acids.
GUCGUUUUGUUGGAAAACAUGUUGACUAGUUACAACGGAGAACAACCUGAAGAACCGGAAGCAGAACAGCCAGUACAAGUCUCACACGAGCAAACUCUGCUUAAGUUUAUAAAAACCAAAAUAGAAAAGAAGAAAAGAAACAAUAGAGUCGACGCAAUUGUGGUUCUUCGACAAUAUUUUGAAAAAAUGAAUACCGGAAAUGAUUGCAACCCAUUAGAGUAUUGGAGGAGCAAUGAAAGUGACAUGCCAAUGUCUAGCCAAUGUGGCAAGGAAAGCUCUGUGUGUUCCCGCAACCUCGACGGAGUCCGAGCGGAUGUUCUCAAAGGCCGGACAAAUUAUUUCGGAUCGUAGAUACGCGCUGAAACCGAAAAUUGUUGAAAAACUAUUGUUUAUCAACAAAAAUUGGUGGAUUACCGAUUACAACACUUAGUAACUUCGUAAAUAAGGAUAAAAAAAAACUAUGAAUUAUUUUAUAUUGUUUUGAGACUGAUAUUUUGAGAGUAUGAAUAAACCGUUUA